CGAGCCUUCAGCAGUCUUCCCCAAAUCUACUCUUAAAGCCCACAAGACAAGAUCGUGUGACAGCAGCGUAAUACUACAGAGACGGGAGCAUGAUCUGCCAUGAGACGCUUCAGGUCUCAAGGGCACAUUUAACGGCUAAUGAAGCAUUCUUCAGCAAAGAGAAACGGAUCGUACUAGAACUUUAAACGCCAGGGAUUAAUGCGAGUGAUUUAGUGAGACUGAAAACCUGAAUCAUUCAUAGCAGGGAACUGUACAAGUGGCCGCUGCGCUUUGGACAGGCAGUAGCCAGGAAUGGUGGAUCACUUGCUGCUUGAUGAAGAGACUUUCUUUCCUUACACUUAUUUGCUGCCAGCCCACAACCCAUCGGAUAUGGUGACAGACGAGGGGGUGUACCAUAUGCUUCCAUCACCAUUCUCAGAGGAUAACCUGAGUGACUCAUCUAGCCCACGUUCCUGUUCCAGCCCUGAGUCUCAGGUGUUGGGCUCUAGUUGUGGGAGUAACUCAAGUGGAGAAAGUCAAGAUGGCCUCCUUGACUUCCUUCACUCCCAGUCCCUAACUGUGAGCCAAAACUCGUCGUCCUCCACCACGGUGUCUCCCAUGGUCCCUCCCGUUCUUCCCAUGGGUCUGGCUUGGGAGUCACGCCGGGACCGCACCACCAAAGAGGAGUGCUUUGAGUUCCCUGUUUUCCCUGGAGAUUUGGAGGACCAUGCGGGGCUACUCUUUCAGCCCACUCUGGAGGAGAUCGAGGAGUUCCUCGAGGAGAACAUGGAAGUGGUAGCCUUGAAAGAGGAAGCUGGAGAGGGUCUGGUGACCUGUGAGAGCAUGCAAGGACCUACAGAACCUUGGGCUCAAAACUUAGACCAAACAGUGCCUGUCUCAAGUGACAUAGUCGACGCCAACUCUGAUCCCGAAAGUGGACAAUCCGCAGUAGCGGCCUCUGCAAAUCCUUCAAACGCGUUGAAAAAGGAGGACUCUUCUGGAAAGGUAGUGAUGGUGGAAAGUCCUAGCAUGCCUGUGAUCCUACAGCUCCAGCCCAUUCAAGUGAAACAGGAAUCGAGCCCUAAAAGUGCCCCCUCGACACCAGCACCAACACCAACACCACAACCUGCCUCAGACAUCAAAAUAACCCAGCUCCUUGUCAACAUCCAGGGUCAAACCUUCGCCCUGGUUCCUCAGGUGAUCCCACCAGCCAGCCUUAACAGCUCUUCCUCCAAGUUUGUCCGUAUCGCCCCAGUUCCCAUUGCCGCUAAACCCUUAGGUCUAGGGGAGAACGGAACAGUUGACGGCCAGGGAACAGGGCUUGUAGUUGGGGGUCACAAAUUCCAGAAGAGCUCGGUAGCUGAUCUUAUUAAAAUGCACAAGUGUACUUUCCCUGGCUGUGCCAAGAUGUACACCAAGAGCAGCCACCUAAAGGCGCACCUGAGGCGACACACCGGCGAGAAACCAUUCGCCUGCACUUGGCCUGGCUGUGGCUGGAGAUUCUCCCGGUCGGACGAGCUGUCACGGCAUCGCCGGUCUCACUCUGGAGUUAAGCCCUACCAGUGCCCCGUCUGCGAGAAGAAAUUUGCCCGCAGCGAUCACCUGUCCAAACACAUCAAAGUCCAUCGCUUUCCACGAAGCAGCAGGACAGCGCGCACUGCACACUGACCCCACACAACCCCCCGCCACGGAGAGAGAUAGAGAUACGAGCGAACGAACGAACAGAAGAAAGAGAGAAAGAGAGACACAUUCACUUGCGGUACUGUGAUAAUUUAUUAAGUGAGGCUCGGAUGAACUGAAGAAGAGUUUGUUCUGAAACUGUUACUUGACUCGUCGGCCUCACAAAUGUCGUAAGCUUCGUAGAUUGUAUUUUUGUAGCGUCCAUGAUUGUUUUCUAUGUUUCGAGAACAAAUUUUUAAAGUUCAAAUGCAUUUGUACUUUGAGGUAUGAAUUGUUGAUGUAUCUGCCAGUCAUCAACAUUCCUUGUUUAAAAUCACGAUAAAGUCACUUCUUUUGCCAACGUAACGUGUUUAGCUCCUCUAAACCAAAAAAGAGACUCGGGUUCAUUUGAACUACUGAUCAUUAGUAGGACUGUGCCAUUAUAAGCUACUGGCAAAAACAGAGGCUUGACUUUCAGUUGUAUGCUAGUAAACUGUGAAACGCCUCCGGACAGACCAUACAGCGAAUCAGCGGAAGUCAAAACGCGCACAUUUGACGUAUGUGAAAGGGCCAUCUGAUCAGUAUUGAAUUUUUCCCUGUUUUAGUUGAUAAUACAAAACCUUUCUUCAUUUCAUUCUUCUUUUUUGUCAUUUAUACCUUCUGGGCCUUUCUCUAAUCUAAAUGUUUGCAGCUGGGGCCAAGGCAUUUGUGGUUAAGCGCAUGCGGUCGGAAGAUAUUUUCGACAGCAAUCUUCAUAUCUGAGAAACCCGACGAUCCGAGUCAGUAAGUUGAUAGCUAAGCUAGGUCAAUAAAGACGAUCAGCUCUUUCAAACCUGCCUCAAACAGUCCUUUUGACCUGGGACUAUCUGCCAAAAUGUCUCUGCGAGACGAGCUUGAAUGACAGAAACUGGAAUUGCAAGGUGCUAACUGGUCUCGACCGCGAGCUCCCGCACAGGGGACGCUUGCGGGGCGAAUCCUCCUGCUUGGGAAAUGUAGUCUGGGACGCAUCUGGAGUUCAAAGAGGACGUUCUUCAUGGGAACUGUAGUCAUGGACACAGCUUGACUACUGAUAGGGCACGCCGGCCAUGUGUUCGCUAAAGAAUGCGUGUAAUAUCCAGCGGGGUGCUGAUAGUUAACGCUAAUAUUUAACACGUUGUAUAAUUGGAUUUCGAGGAGAGCUUUGUAACAACCUUGACAAUGCAAUCUGUUCUAUGCAGUCUGUUUUUGCCAAAACAAAAGCCCAAAUGGAAACAACUACAAAGUUACCCAGAGUGCCUCAGGUGAUGAAUGAACUCGUUGCUCUUUGCACUGCGCCAAACAGGCACAACAGGCACCUAUAGAUGCGUCAACGUAUAUAUAUAUAUAUAUAUGCACACAUAUAGCGUCGUGACAGGAGCUCUUCUGGUUCUCUACUUAAGAGUAGAAAUGAUUACGGUAUCGUUUUGCUGCUCGGCCUCUAAUAUUUAGCAACUGUUGUGGUCAGGAAAUCCGAUCUCAGAUCAGAUAGACUUGCAGAGAGCGGGCAGAAACCAGAACCACUCAGACCUCUCGCAUACCAGAAGAGUCCUGUAGGAAUGAAGGAAACAUUUGUUUUGCUGCUGUUUGUGCCUGUUUAACAUACAAACCAGUGUCAUGCGGAAGCAGAAUCUCUCCAAACACGUCGUUGUUGCUCUCUGAAAGAGGUAACCGUGCGUGAUUGGUUUUAAAAAGUCUAAAAAUCUAAAAAUACGUCAUACAGACACCCAGGCGGAGGUUGCGUACUGUUAGCGUUGCAUUCCUUGCCGUCUACAUGAAAUUUAUGGUGAAAUUGGUGCUUAUGGCCAACAUUGAAUGUAUGUAUACUGUAUGUACAGACUUUGUACAAAAUGUCGUUGGAUCAGAGAGUACCGGAUAUUCUUCUACUGACGUAUCUCGCGUCUUUGAUUGUAUAAAUGUCCCCUGUAAAAUGUAAACCAAUGUACAUAAUAACAAUUCAAUAUAUAAAUAUAUAUAUAUAUAUAAAUAUUAUAUAUUUUUCUUGAUAUACAUCAGAUGCAUUUACAAAUAAAUUGAAAAUAAGAA
Labeo rohita (rohu) is the source of this 3699-nucleotide messenger RNA. It is a transcript of the gene klf15, whose product is annotated as Kruppel-like factor 15. Gene Ontology annotation, biological process: regulation of transcription by RNA polymerase II. Gene Ontology annotation, molecular function: RNA polymerase II cis-regulatory region sequence-specific DNA binding; DNA-binding transcription factor activity, RNA polymerase II-specific. NCBI's taxonomy places the organism in Eukaryota, Metazoa, Chordata, Actinopteri, Cypriniformes, Cyprinidae. Bases 292 to 1647 code for a protein of 451 amino acids. The record is from RefSeq and is a predicted model, not a curated record. The transcript has 3 exons.